Molecule: messenger RNA, 1976 nt
Organism: Cydia fagiglandana
Lineage: Eukaryota; Metazoa; Arthropoda; Insecta; Lepidoptera; Tortricidae
Exons: 1
Coding region: 351-1910 (519 amino acids)
Biological process (GO): DNA integration
Molecular function (GO): nucleic acid binding
Source: RefSeq, a predicted model, not a curated record
CCAAUGCAUUGCGCUGUUCUCUGGAUCGCAAGGUUUUCUGGACCGACAGUUCCGUGGCGUUGGGCUGGAUACGCAACAGACCAAAACUAUUUAAGGCUUUUGUAUCGAAUCGUGUUAAUGAUAUACAUGAAUUAACUACCAGAGAUUCCUGGCGGCAUGUGCCAACCGCCUUAAAUCCUGCGGACUUGGCCUCGCGAGGAGUCGAACCUGGCCAAUUGCCAGAACUGAAUUUAUGGUGGCAUGGCCCAUCCUUUUUAUUACAUGAUGAGAGUAGCUGGCCACAGAAUAUAGGUUCUAUAUAUACCAAUUUACCUGAAAGGAAAGAGCAGAGCGAUAACUCAAUAUUUGCCAUGAUUAAUAUUGAGCAAUCGCCCUUGAUAAGAUUUGAAAACUAUUCCAAGGCAAAUAAAUUAAAACGAAUUGUAGCAUACAUCUUUCGCUUUAUUCACAACUGUAAAAACCCUAAAACUAAAACAAAAGGAACCUUAACAUUAGAAGAAAUAAACAACGCAUUAACCUACUUAGUAAAACUAUCACAAAAUCAAACUUAUGCUACAGAAUUAACUACACUUUUACAGGGAAAGAAGCUUAAAACUAAAUCAUAUCUGUUGCAGUUAGCUGCAUUUGUUGACGGUGACAGCGUAAUUAGAGUAGGUGGUCGCUUACAAAAUGCCGAUUGCGAUUACGAAAAAAGGCACCCGAUCCUAUUGGAUGGUAAGCAUCACUUCACACGGCUCUUGAUGGAAGGCGAACACCUACGUCUACUACAUGCUGGCCCUCAGUUGCUCCUUAGCUCCAUACGCGACGAAUUCUGGCCAGUAGGCGGUCGGGCGUUAGCGCGUAGCGUUGUUCAUAAAUGCGUAACAUGCGUACGACUUCGAGGUGAAGCUAUGAAGCCACUGAUGGGCAAUCUACCUGCAGAUAGGGUUACUUCGUUUUACCCCUUCCAGGUAUGCGGCCUUGAUUUUGCGGGACCCUUCAUGAUUUCCAGCAAAAAGGGAAAGGGUAACCGCAUAACAAAAUGCUAUUUAAACAUUUUUGUCUGCUUUGCAACUAAGGCCGUCCACCUGGAAGCAGUCAGCGAUCUUAGCACUAAUGCCUUCAUCCUAAGCUUACGUCGUUUUGUGGCUCGUAGAUGUAGACCGCAUACAAUUUAUUGCGACAAUGGCACUAACUUUGUUGGGGCAAAUAACGAAUUGGGUAGAAUGCUAAGAUCCGCUCAAAAUUCAGUUUAUGAGUUUGGCAAUGAGGAACACAUUAAAUUCAUUUUUUCUCCUCCCUACUCUCCUACUUUCGGUGGAAUUUGGGAAGCAGCUGUUAAAUCGGCCAAGUUCCACCUAAAGCGAAUUAUGGGUAACGCUAGUCUGACGUUUGAGGAGCUGAGCACGUUAUUUUCUCAAAUUGAGUCGAUCCUGAACAGCAGACCCCUCACUCCUUUCUCGUCAGACCCUACUGAUCUUUACCCUCUGACUCCAGGGCACUUUCUGGUGGGGAGACCCAUGACUUCACUGCCGUCACCCCCCGUUUGUCUUAAAAACCCUGAUAGGUACCAGAGGAUCGAGCAGCUGCGCCAGCAUUUCUGGCAAAGAUGGCGGAACGAAUACUUGGCCGAGUUGCAGCAACGUACCAAAUGGCGCCAGAGGCAGAAGGAGCUCAAGGUUGGAGACCUGGUGGUGUUCAAGGAGGAGAACACCCCACCACUCAAAUGGAGACUCGGGAGAGUCCUACACCUUUAUCCAGGAGCUGACGGAGUCUGCAGGGUUGCAGAUUUCACCACGCAGAAGGGCGUGGUCAGAAGAGCACUCAACCGAGUGUGCCCCCUCCCCUGCAUGAACGAUCUUGAAAGCAGCAGCUUUCAAGGGGGGCAGGUUGUUAACGCACCAGCGGUCAAACCAGUCCCCGAGGGGUGAGGGCCAAGGGGCAUGAUGACGUCACGACCGCGGCGAGCACUCACCGCGCAUACCACACACGGCUCU